AUGCUCCAUCGCACGCUAUCCUGCGUUCUUGUCGCCCUUCACGCCGCGAGCAUCACCCUUCUUGCCCUGGCUCUGCCUUACCCCGAAAUCAACGUAACCGACUUCACCAUCACCUCAUCGUCCUCUGACGUCGUUGCUCGCACAGACCCGAUGCGCGCCGUACCCUUCACCCCUCUUCUGGCCCCUUUACGCUGCAUCGGCAACAAUGUCUUUUGCCUGAGCAUUCAGAUGGCCAACGAGGCUUACAAAGAGUUCCUUCACGUCGAUUGGGGAGGAUGGUCCUGGAUUGAGGAUACGCCCGGCCAAGAGUGGAGGACCUUCGGCUUUGCCGGCUCCUUCACCGGUUCGAUUCGAAUGCACUGCCGCCAGGACUCGGAAGAUGACUUCACCUUCUCCUUUGGCCAGCUCAAGUCGAGCUACAUGUCCACCUAUAGCCGGGAGCUGAGGGGCCAUACGUCGGAUGGGAAGACGAUGAGCGCAGUUUCAGCCAAACGAGCCGUUGCGACGAGAAAGUCUUGGGUCGACUUCCAUGUCUGGUGCAGGGACUGGGAGAACGUCAAGGCGCCCAAUGCCACCGGCCUCUUGUAA
This is a messenger RNA of Jaminaea rosea, 588 nucleotides long. RefSeq lists its product as hypothetical. NCBI's taxonomy places the organism in Eukaryota, Fungi, Basidiomycota, Exobasidiomycetes, Microstromatales. The coding region runs from base 1 to 588 and encodes 195 amino acids. The record is from RefSeq and is a predicted model, not a curated record. The transcript has 4 exons.